Formica exsecta is the source of this 558-nucleotide messenger RNA. Its product is annotated as keratin-associated protein 21-1-like. The record is from RefSeq and is a predicted model, not a curated record. Bases 1 to 558 code for a protein of 185 amino acids. Lineage: Eukaryota; Metazoa; Arthropoda; Insecta; Hymenoptera; Formicidae. The transcript is spliced from 2 exons.
AUGUGGGCAGAAGGCGGUUUCACAAAGAGAAUAGCGGUUGUCGUAAGCGGUUAUCAAAGCGGUUAUCAAAGCGGUUAUCAAAGCGGUUAUCAAAGCGGUUAUCAAAGCGGUUAUCAAAGCGGUUAUCAAAGCGGUUAUCAAAGCGGUUAUCAAAGCGGUUAUCAAAGCGGUUAUCAAAGCGGUUAUCAAAGCGGUUAUCAAAGCGGUUAUCAAAGCGGUUAUCAAAGCGGUUAUCAAAGCGGUUAUCAAAGCGGUUAUCAAAGCGGUUAUCAAAGCGGUUAUCAAAGCGGUUAUCAAAGCGGUUAUCAAAGCGGUUAUCAAAGCGGUUAUCAAAGCGGUUAUCAAAGCGGUUAUCAAAGCGGUUAUCAAAGCGGUUAUCAAAGCGGUUAUCAAAGCGGUUAUCAAAGCGGUUAUCAAAGCGGUUAUCAAAGCGGUUAUCAAAGCGGUUAUCAAAGCGGUUAUCAAAGCGGUUAUCAAAGCGGUUAUCAAAGCGGUUAUCAAAGCGGUUAUCAAAGCGGUUAUCAAAGCGGUUAUCAAAGCGGUUAUCAAAGCGGUUAA